Acanthaster planci (crown-of-thorns starfish) is the source of this 2651-nucleotide messenger RNA. It is a transcript of the gene polr3h, whose product is annotated as RNA polymerase III subunit H. NCBI's taxonomy places the organism in Eukaryota, Metazoa, Echinodermata, Asteroidea, Valvatida, Acanthasteridae. Gene Ontology annotation, molecular function: DNA binding; DNA-directed RNA polymerase activity. The record is from RefSeq and is a predicted model, not a curated record. Gene Ontology annotation, biological process: DNA-templated transcription; transcription initiation at RNA polymerase III promoter. Gene Ontology annotation, cellular component: RNA polymerase III complex.
CUACGGCCACAUAUUGCGGAUGAAGGAUAGUGAAACGACUUGCAAGCAAUUUGGAGUAGGAACUAUUUAUUAAAGCCAUGGAGGAAUAAGAACAAAUCUCCAUGGUAAAGCCAACGUUAUUCCACACAUUUCAGAAAGUAGUCAAGACAAAAUGUCCAAGGAUUGAGGGAAACCAGCUAAAACUAUGGAGGAAUAAGCCCGCAUGUCUGUGUGUAUUCAUUAGCCAGACGGUGCUAGCUGCAUCUGCUUGGAAACUCUCGGCCAGUCAAACCCACGGAACGCAGCUCUAACAGAUCACACCCAUGUUUGUCCUGGCUGAGAUGACAGACACUGUUCGCAUUGAGCCUUGGCUGUUCAAUGUAAAACUGAACAGUGCCAUCAGCGAAGAAUUGAACAAGAAGCUUGCCAACAAAGUGGUGCAUAGUGUUGGCCUGUGCAUUGCCCUACAUGACAUCGUCAAACUGGAGGAUUCUCACAUCUUUCCUGGUGACGGGGCCUCACAUACCAAGGUGCAUUUCCGCUAUGUAGUUUUCCGCCCCUUCAUGGACGAGGUUCUUGUGGGUAGGAUACGCAGUUGCAGCCGAGAAGGUGUACACGUAACUCUGGGAUUCUUUGAUGACAUCCUGAUACCACCGGAAGCCCUACAGCAGCCUUCCAAAUUUGACGAGACAGAGCAAGUGUGGGUGUGGCAGUAUGAGACGGAGGAGGGCACCCACGACCUCUUCAUGGAUACCAGUGAGGAGAUCCGGUUCCGCGUAGUGGAUGAAACCUUUGUGGACACCACACCCGUCGGACCGUCCGACAUCAGUGAGCCAGGCUCGGAGAUUGUGGUGGACGAUUCCAAGAGCAAACAGUCACCCUACAGCUUAACGGGUUCAAUCAGCGAGCCAGGGCUGGGCCUGCUCACCUGGUGGGCCAGUUAGCAACAGACAGUCCCAUUUCACACGGUGGAUAUUGAGUGGUGAAUACUGCUAAACUAUUCCACUGGCUAAGCAAAUAUCGAUGGGGAACUGGGGCCAAUUUCAUAGAACUGCUUAAGCACAAAAUUUGCUUAAGCGGGAAAAAACUUUGCUUAAUAAACAAAGAUUACCAGCAACUCUAUCUGAUAAUCAUGCUAACCAAAAAACAGCUUAAUACGAUCCCAAAGCAAUAUACAUCACAUGGAGUUUGGCUGGUUACCUGAUUUAUCAAGUAAGGUUUUUUGCGCUUAAGCAAAUUUCAUGCUUAAGCAGCUCUAUGAAAUUGGCCGCUGGUCACAAGCACAGCAUACGGCACAACAUUUUUGCUUGUAACCAGGUAUUGUUAAGCGGACGUUUUUCAUGCUGAGCAAAUCACCAUGCGUAGCUAGUCCAUGGCAUCAGCUGAGGUGAUGUCCAGAACCACCAGAAAUGUCCAGAGAGUGGAGUGAUCCUGCAUGCAGAGCAACAGCCCAGAGUCCAAGUCAAAUGAAGCGAGAACUGCCAAGGGAGAGUCCAUCUUGGUGGAGGUUUUUUCUGAGACUGUCCGACCAGGUAGCUACCAAUUGCUCAUGGGGGAGUUACGGGGGCCCCGUGUUGGAAUUUUCAAGAAUUGAAAGUCUGGAUGAGACUGAACGUAAAGGAAAUUGCAUUUGUUGAUUUCUUUGUUAGUGUCAACAUCUUAACUAGGCUUGUGAACACCAAAAAAUCCUACAACAACAAAAUGGAAAAUUUGAUUUGAUUUGCUGCGGCUAUGCUCUAAUCAUGUCUGUUCCAUCAUUGACCUCAUAUAAUGGCAGAGGGUGGUGUUGCUUUGCAGCUGCGAAGGAUUGUAGUUUUUCUCCUGAAAUGUGGUAAAGACAACGUUUGCUAAGAGCGAUCCAUGCAACUUCAUUGUUUGGUGUGACAUUUAUCAGGCAUUUCUACCCUGUGCUAAUUCAGAGUCAUCUUAAAUGAAAGCUUUGAAUGGGCAUAAGCCAUAAGUUCAGCAUCACACAUGGUUGUCUGUGUUAGUAUGGUGUAGCGCCCUCUAGGGUUGUAUUGCUGAGGAGUUUAAUACAAAAGGUCGUGGGUCACAACCACUGCAUUUUCAACUAAAAAUACAUGUAGAUUUACCCUCAGUUGCACGGGCGCUCAUCUGUUGCAGAAAUUGUGCUUUUUCUUUCUGAAUAAAUUUCUGUACUUUUCACUCAGACGAGGUGAUUUCCAAUUUGCAGCAGUCUUCUGAUGGCUCAUUUUUUCUGUGUAAUAUGUUGCAUUAUGGUUGCAUUAUCUGUACCAUCAAACAGGGUUUUAGAUUCUUUUGCUCAAGUAAAAAAUUCUCAUCUUUGUAUUAAAGGAAAGAGGCAGGUUUUUUAAAGACAGCAGAUUAUCGAAGAGGGCAGAUACAUUUUUGUUAGUCUUGCUGAUACUUGUGUGUCUGAAGCAGUUUCACCAUGGCAACAGAUUUUUAAACUUUUUGAUCGCUUGUUAGGGAACUCUUAAUACUUUGUUGACUUAAGAAAAGGGGGGGAUGACUGGGAAAAACAAAGCAGAUGAGUAUGUGAAACUGCUUGGUUUUAAAUUCAAUUUUGCCGUGUUUAAUUCAGGUUUUGUAAUUGGGCAGAUCCUCUUCAAUUCUGGUGAAAAAAAAAAACCUGGCACAAAGACUCCAAAUAAGAUCAUAGAGCCAGCUUCAGUUUGCUGAAAACAACA